Molecule: messenger RNA, 1215 nt
Organism: Trypanosoma brucei brucei TREU927
Lineage: Eukaryota; Euglenozoa; Kinetoplastea; Trypanosomatida; Trypanosomatidae
Product: 2-amino-3-ketobutyrate coenzyme A ligase, putative
Exons: 1
Coding region: 1-1215 (404 amino acids)
Biological process (GO): L-threonine catabolic process; biosynthetic process
Molecular function (GO): glycine C-acetyltransferase activity; pyridoxal phosphate binding
Source: RefSeq, a predicted model, not a curated record
AUGUUCCGCACUGUUCCUCGUUAUGUUAGUUCAAUGCUGCGGGAAGCGGCGGCUGCACAACUCGCAGCAAUCAAGGAGGCUGGUACAUACAAGGUGGAGCGAGUUAUUACAUCCAAGCAAAGCUCCACCAUCAAUGUCUCGACCGCUGCUACUCCGGUUUUGAACUUCUGUGCGAAUAAUUAUCUUGGCCUUGCGGACCAUCCGGAGGUAAUCCAGGCAGCGAAGGAUGCGUUGGAUUCGCACGGAUACGGUUUGGCGUCGGUGCGCUUCAUCUGCGGUACCACAGAUAUCCACAAAAAGUUGGAGCAGACGAUGACUGAGUUUUUGGGGAUGGAAGACACCAUUCUUUACCCAAGCUGUUUCGAUGCAAAUGCCGGUGUGUUUGAGGCACUUCUUACUUCAGAAGAUGCGAUCAUCUCAGAUGCACUGAACCACGCGAGCAUCAUUGACGGCGUACGACUUUGCAAGGCGGAGCGCCACCGCUAUGCGCACCUGGAUAUGAAGGAACUUGAAACUGCGCUACAAAAGACUCAGCAUAAUCGCAUUCGCCUCAUUGUCACAGAUGGUGUCUUCUCGAUGGACGGUGACGUUGCGCCGCUUGACAAAAUUGUUCAGCUUGCCGAAAAAUACAACGCAAACGUAAUGGUUGAUGAUUCUCAUGCCAGUGGCUUCAUGGGUCCGGGAGGUCGCGGCACCCCGGCCCUGUUUGGUGUUAUCGACAAGGUAGACAUCCUGAACACGACACUUGGCAAAGCCCUUGGUGGUGCCAGUGGUGGUCUUUCAUCAGGUUGCAAAGAAAUCGUCGAUCUUCAGCGUCAAAAGGGUCGGCCAUAUCUCUUCUCCAACACCAUCGCUCCUGCAGCUGUGGGUGGUACGCUCAAGGUGAUGGAGCUGUUGCAAACCACCUCGAGUGCGCGGAAGCAGCUGCAAGAUAACACACAUCUGUUUCGUACUGAAAUGAAGAAAGCCGGCUUCACACUCAGCGGGCACGAGGAAUGUCCCAUUGCUCCAGUUAUGCUAUACGAAGCACGUAUUGCUGCUGAAUUCGCUGCUAAGAUGAUGGCUGAAGGAAUUUAUGUAACAGCGUUCAGCUACCCUGUAGUGCCCAAGGGACAGGCUCGUAUUCGAGUGCAACUCUCUGCUGCUCACACUACAGAAGACGUGAAGCUUGCCGUUGAUGCUUUUACAAAAAUCAAGAAAGAACUUAACGUAUAG